This is a messenger RNA of Rangifer tarandus platyrhynchus (Svalbard reindeer), 963 nucleotides long. The record is from the annotation of a GenBank genome assembly. Lineage: Eukaryota; Metazoa; Chordata; Mammalia; Artiodactyla; Cervidae.
AUGCCUGGGAUGCAUGAGCUCCGCCAGCCUGAGAGAGUCUUUCACGAUCCAAGAGAGGAUGAGGGUCUGAUGGAGGCACAGUUCAUUUGGGAUGAGGAGGAGGAGCAGAUGAAGGAAGGAGAUGCAGCAUCCUCCUCCUCCUCUCUCCCGGUCUGGGGCACCCUGGAGGAGGUGGCUGCUGCUGCAAUAUCCAGUCUCCAGAGUCCUCUGGGUGUCUUCCCCUCUCCCACUGCCAUGGCUUCCACUCUUGGGAGCCAAUCUGAAGACAAUGGCCUCAGCAGGCAAGAUGAAGUGCCAAAUACCUCGUCCACUGGGGAGUUCUUGCCCCCGGAGGCUCUGAAGGAGAUGAAAGCUAACCUGAUAAAGUUCCUGCCCUUCAAGUAUCUAGCUAAGGAGCUGACCUCCCAGGCGGAAAUACUGAAGAAGGUCCUCAGGGAUAACCAGGAGCACUUCCCGGUGGUCUUCAGCCAAGCCUCUCAUUGCCUGGAGCUGGUCUGUGGUGUGGAGGUGAAGGAGGUGGACCCCCGGGAGCACAUCUACAUCAUGGUCCCCAACCUGGGCCUCACCUGUGAUGUGAUGCUGAGCAGUGGGCAGAGCAUGCCCAAGGCCGGCCUCCUGGUGCUGAUCCUCAGCCUGAUCAUGCAGAAUGGAGACCGCGCCCCUGAGGAGAAGGUCUGGGGAGCACUCAGCAGAUUAGGUGUGUGUGUCGGGAGUGUGCACUGUGUCUUUGGGGAGCCCAGGACACUUCUGACACACGUGUGGGUGCAGGAGGGGUACCUGGAGUACCGGCAGGUGCCUUACAGCUACCCUGCUCGCUAUGAGUUCCUGUGGGGUCCCCGGGCCUAUGCGGAGACCAGCAAGCGGGAAGUCAUGGCAUUUCUGCUCAGGAUCAAAGAAAGGGCUUCGAGGGCCUUCCCACCCCUGUCUGCAGAGGCUGCAAGGGAGGAGGAUGAGGCUGCCUGA